Molecule: messenger RNA, 1596 nt
Organism: Colletotrichum destructivum
Lineage: Eukaryota; Fungi; Ascomycota; Sordariomycetes; Glomerellales; Glomerellaceae
Product: Putative cytochrome P450
Exons: 5
Coding region: 1-1596 (531 amino acids)
Molecular function (GO): iron ion binding; oxidoreductase activity, acting on paired donors, with incorporation or reduction of molecular oxygen; monooxygenase activity
Source: RefSeq, a predicted model, not a curated record
AUGGCGUCGAAUCUAGCAGACAUGGCUACGAUGCUAACAUCAAAUCCCUGGAAGGCCUUCGCGGCAGUUGCCGCAACGGUCGUCGUAUGGCACUUGACGAAGGCCGUCUACAACAUCUUCCUCCACCCGCUCCGUCGGUUCCCCGGCCCCGUCCUCCAGCGCGCCUCCAGCAUCCCCUGGGCCCUGCAGCACUCGCGCGGCAUCCAGGCCUUCCGCACCCGGGAGCUGCACGACGAGUACGGCCCCGUCGUGCGCAUCGGGCCGGACCACCUCUCUUUCGUCGACCCGCGGGCGUGGAGGGACAUCUACGGCAACAACACCCCCGCCGGCCCGGACGGCAGGCUCUCCGACAUGCCCAAGGCCGAGUGGUUCGCCCGGACGGUGCGCGCCGUGCCCGCCAACAUUCUCAACGCCGAGGGCGACGAGCACCAGAGGUACCGCCGGGGCCUGGCGCGCGGCUUCUCGGACGCGUCGAUGCGCGAGCAGGAGGCCCUGCUGCUGCGGUACAUCGACAAGCUCGUGGCCCGGUUCCACGAGGCGUGCCGCCGGGGGGGUGGCACGGGUGGGGAUGUAAACAGCGACGGGAAGGGUGAGAGCAAAGGUAAGGGCGGCGGCGAAGGCGAGGCGGUUGUCAACAUCGAGGCGUGGUAUAACUGGGCGUCGUUCGACAUCGCCGGCGACCUCAUCUUUGGCCAGUCGUUCGGAUGCCUCGCCAACGCUGCCUACCACCCGUGGAUCGCCUUCAUCUUCAAGAUGGCCCGGUAUAACGCGCCCAUGGUCGGGCUCAAGUACGUCGGCCUUGGGCUCGUCGUCGAGGGCCUGUUCAAACUGGGCGGCAUGGUGGCGCUGUCGACUCUGCGGGACAGCAUAUCCCGGAUGCUCGAGUCCCGGCUGGCCCUCGGCUACGAGAGGAGGGAUCUCUUUGAGGGGCUUGUUAGCAAGCAGAAGGAAUGGAACCUGUCGUUUGAACAGCUGGCGGGAAACGCCGCAGUCCUCGUGCUGGCCGGGUCCGAGACGACGUCGACGACUCUGUCGGGCGCAACCUAUCUCCUGCUCAAGCACCCGGACGCCCUGAGAAAGGUGACGCAGGAGGUCCGGUCGUCCUUCAAGGACGGCAGCGAGGUGAACAUCAACUCGGUCGGCAAGCUCUCGUACAUGUCUGCCGUCAUAAGCGAGACGCUCCGCAUGUAUCCCGCCGUCCUGUCCGGCUCCGUGCGUGUCGUGCCACCCCAAGGCGGCCGCAUCGCGUCGCAUCAGGUGUCUCCCGGGACCAUGGUGGAAGUGCAGCAGUGGGCUGCAAACCACGUCCGAGAGAACUGGCACGACCCGUUCGUCUUCCGCCCCGAACGCUUCCUCGACGAGAACAAGGGACGGGACAAGGUGGACGCUCUGCAGGCCUUCAGUGUAGGGCCGCGCAACUGCAUCGGUCGGAACCUGGCCCACGUCGAGCUGAGGCUUAUCCUCGCCCGGAUCCUCUUGGACUUUGACCUCGAGUUCGCCGAGCCGCCGCAGGAGGAUUGGAUCGGGAAGCAGAAGGCGUAUGGGAUUUGGGGGAGGAUUCCCCUCGAGGUACGGCUGAAGCCCGCGGCAGCGUAG